Phytophthora infestans T30-4 is the source of this 3627-nucleotide messenger RNA. RefSeq lists its product as uncharacterized. Lineage: Eukaryota; Oomycota; Peronosporomycetes; Peronosporales; Peronosporaceae. Gene Ontology annotation, cellular component: endoplasmic reticulum; plasma membrane. The record is from RefSeq and is a predicted model, not a curated record. Gene Ontology annotation, biological process: activation of store-operated calcium channel activity; intracellular calcium ion homeostasis; store-operated calcium entry. Gene Ontology annotation, molecular function: calcium ion binding; catalytic activity; calcium channel regulator activity. Bases 1 to 3627 code for a protein of 1208 amino acids. The transcript is spliced from 4 exons.
AUGUCGAACCAGCUCGAAGAUGAUCUACACCGUGUGCUGCGACUUGCAAGAGCAGAAGCUCGUGCUCACAAGCAGAGAAAGAAUACAAAAGUUGCUUACAAACCUCAGCGUCAAGUUGAACAGCGACAUCGCCAUGAUCGAUAUCUGACCGGAUCAAAAGAACGUCAAACUCUUCUAUCAGCCAAAAUGCAAGGCCUCGAAGCAGUCUACGGCCUCGAUUCCAGCUCUCGUCACCUUGGAGAUUGUGGCAGCAAGUCUGUAUUGUAUCACCGUAACAAGGAGACCUCAGAAGAUGAUCAAAUGUUACAGCAACGCCUUGAUGCUCGUCGAACCUUGUACAGACGACACUUUUCGGGUGUCUUGGCGGAAUCGAGUGGACGGAAGCGAGAGAAGGAGCAUGUUCUGGAGGCUGCAGCACGCGAAGCUCGAUCUUCUCGUGCGAACGGUGUCGGCAUCGGAGCUGCUGUACUCACCGAGUCUCAAACUAUUUAUUCAGCUGGAGCAGUCGAGAACGGAGCGCUCGUGCUUUGUGCUGAACACGCUGCAGUCAUGAAAAUGCUCACGUCUUCUGCAACUUCAAGUCCUGCCAUAGCAGCCCUGGCGAUCUGUAGUGAACAACGUGAGUUGCUGCCAUUUCCUUGCGGUAGCUGUCGUGAGCUUCUGGCAGAUUGCGGAGACUUCCCCGUGUACCUUGUGAACGCUCUAGGAGAGACCGAAGAUACCAGAAGCUCGGUAUUAUUCCCACGAGCAAGACAUUCUGAGUUCACGCAGAUACUCACAAAAUCCGUGAUCAAGCAAUGGACAACAGACGACGUUCUUAAGUGGCUGGAGCAAGACGUUGGGUUGCCCCAGUAUCGAGACGUUUUCGAACGAAACAACGUCGACGGAUGUACGUUAGUGUUGCUAGAAGGAAGUGACCUGCAGCUUCUACUCGGGAUCACGCACCCAUUGCAUCGCUCCAAGCUGCUGACACACCUCGAUCGACUACGAGAUCGAGAGCUGCUCGCUCGGGGGCUUGACUACACACAGCUAGCAGACUAUCUAGCUGUGCUUGACAUCGACCGAGUGAGUGCAAUAGCGCAACUCAAGACAACGUUCGACCGGCUUGACGCUGACCACGAUGGGUUUCUCGACUUUACCCAAGUAAAACAAGCUCUGUCGCGUCUUCGGUGCUCAAUUCCAGCAGCUAAUCAAGACGAUUCAGUGGAGGCUACGCCACUGGCGGUAGAGCGCUUACUACACAGUGAAGAGUUGUUUGGAAAGGAGGCUGCAAGUGCAGGUAAAGUUUCAUUCGCAGCGUUCACCCGAGCGUUCUCCAAGCUGGCUACACAACCAGCAGAUACGUCGACGGUGACGCAAGGAGCGUUUGCAGUACACGCAUUCGGCCCGAGACUUCCAGUGCUGGAUCUCAAGAAUCUACGGCAAUGUUUCGAGCACCAAGCUCACGGGAAUUCUCUCGAUGAAACUGGUUUGGUUCGACUGCUGCAAGAGCUUGGACAGAGCGAUACGCAGAGCUCAGAACUCGCCUGUCGGUGGCUGGACGCACAGGAAGACAAUGACAAUUCCGGUGAUGCUAUGGACUUUGCGCAGUUCAUCGCACGGUACGCUCGACUCGUGGACUCUCAUGAGACCAGCGGGGUCUCCAGACUGCAGCAGCUCUUCACAUCCUAUGAACCAGUUCGCUCCUCGCGACUCAAGCCUCGCACAGUAGUGCAACGCGCUCUUUCCACUCUGUUUCCAGCUGUCUCAAGCGAUGAAGUUGGCGUUUGGUGUGCAAGUUUCUGGCCGUCACAUGCGAAUGGUGAUAGCUCGAACAAGAAGAAGAUGGCUACUCUGACCUUCCCUGAAUUCACGUUAGCUUGCUUGGAGUUUGCAGCUGAAAUGUACGCUCGUGAACAAGAGGCCGCCUCCAUCAAACGAUCUCUUCGUAAUGACGCGUUGGCGCAUCGGAGUCGAGUGGUCCACUUGCACAGCUCUGGACACGUGCGAAUGUGCCCCCAACCUCCGGAAGACGACGACAAGAAGGACACAAAGGAGCGUAAAUCUCACGAAGAUGAUGGAAAAUUUGCCGAUAGAGAGGCAAAGGCUCAAGACAGUGACGACGAGAAGUCUCCGAGACGAAGCAAACGUGAACAGCAAGUGGAUGAAGCGUUUGAUCGGUUUGUAAGACGACGAAGAGCGCAAAUUGGUAGCUCCAGCGACGACGGCAAGCAGGACAGCGAGGACGAAGAAGAAGGUUGUAUGCUGAACGCAGUUGAAGCGGCUCAAGCAGCGCUGGAGCUGGGUGCUGCCUUGUCACGAGAGCAAGUGCUGCGCUAUCUCGAGCGUGAAGGUCUGGGCAGGAUCCGUCGUCGAGAUAUCUCUCGAACGGCCUUCCACAGACUCAUGAAGCGACUCGACGCCAACCAGAGUUUCCCUCAAGAUCUCCUUCUCGAUAUCAAGGACACAGAAGCGUCACGUAAGUCGCGAACUGCUAGUAAGAGUCCUCGCCAUCGCGUGUAUAAGAGCAGACCUGACUACGACGAGUUCUUGAGGAGAAAAGUUGCAGAAUCCAACGGUUCCCAGUGGAAAAAGGAAGUGGAGCAACUUCGACGUAAACAGCAACACCGAGAAGCACGACAAACGAGCAAGAAGACAAGAAAACACGAAAGAUCUCACUCCACAGCCUCAGAGCGCAGCACUCGGUCGAGACGCCAUCGAAGUCGUUCAAGACACAAGAGAAGAAGCCGCCGCCACCGAUCAAGCUCUUCCGGCACUUCUACGGAGACCGACACGUCUUCAAACGAGAGUACGCGAUCACCUCACCGUCAAUUUAGACGAAGCUUCCAACCAGGAGCGCGAGUGGCGAGUAUGGUGCAUGGCAGAGGCACAAUUGAACGCAUUUAUCGAGACUACUUCGUGGCUGACGUACACUUUGACAGUGGACGGCACUUACGCAACGUCGAGUUCAGCGGCCUGCACUUGCUGGACGUGGAGGAUGAACUACAACGCGAGAUAUCACAAGGGUUUAACAUGGGUACACGAGUCACGAUAGCUCAUAAAGGCACCAAAACUCGACGACAAGGGAAAAUUAUCUUGUGUCGCACUGACGGGACGUUCGACGUCUUAGUGGACGAGUUCGGAUUGGCUCAAACACUGAAGCGUUUGCCACGCAGCGCAUUAACUCGUGAGAACCCGAUGCCUACAGUGUAUCGUGACGGAGAUCGAGUUAUGGUUCGACAGCGCACUGAGUAUCUGCGAGGGAAAAUCUGCAAGUGUCGAACGGAGAGCACGUACGACGUCAAGCUCGUUAGGUCUCCGCAAAAGAUUCUCGAGCGCUUGGCUCCAGAACUGCUCGUUCCCGAUAACGAUGAAGAUGGCUACAGUGACGAAGAAAUUGAGGUUGGUAAUAAAGCUCCUACAUCUAAACCGAAGCAAGACUCGGACGACGAAUUUGAACCGGAAUUCUCUCGAGGUGACCGCGUGGAAGCUCGUUUCGGUGGUGGUAAAGGAUCGUAUUAUCCAGGUACAAUUGAGCGAGUGCAUCCUAACGGAUGCUGCGAUAUCUCGUACGAUGACGGAGACGAGGAGGAACGUAAACCCGCCUCUGAUGAUGGAUACGAGUCCGAUCUCUUUGAAAGCGACUAA